UCUUAAUGCAAUCAACAUGAAAGCAACUGUUGAAGAUGAAAAACUUCAGGGCAAGAUCAAUGAUGAGGACAAACAAAAGAUUCUUGACAAGUGCAAUGAAAUCAUCAAUUGGCUUGAUAAGAACCAGACUGCAGAGAAGGAAGAAUUUGAACACCAGCAGAAAAAGAUGGAGAAGGUCUGCAAUCCCAUCAUUAGCAAACUAUACCAGAGUGCAGGGGGCAUGCCAGGAGGAAUGCCUGGAGGCUUCCCUGGUGGUGGAGCUGCUCCCUCUGGUGGUGCCUCCUCUGGACCCACCAUCAAAGAGGUUGAUUAAGCCAACCUGAGAAUAGGUCUAGCAUUGUUCCACAUAAAAUAUUCGAGGACCAAAUUUGUA
Molecule: messenger RNA, 373 nt
Organism: Zalophus californianus (California sea lion)
Lineage: Eukaryota; Metazoa; Chordata; Mammalia; Carnivora; Otariidae
Product: heat shock cognate 71 kDa protein-like
Exons: 1
Coding region: 17-313 (98 amino acids)
Source: RefSeq, a predicted model, not a curated record